AUGCCACCAUUCAGUGGAAAACAAAAAAAGAAACAGCUGCAGGAGAAGCGGCAGCGUAAACGACAACAAGAUGAGGAACGUACGGAGACUCAAGAAAGAUGUUAUGCAGAGAAGGACUAUAAACAUGGAACUAGCAAUAUCCGAAGUAAAAGCGAAGAUCAACUCAACAGCAGUAAUGAUAAUAAUAAUAAUAAUUCUGUUAGUGGUGGUAAGAAUCAAACACAAGAAGAAUAUAAAUACGGUGCGGAUCGUCGUGGAAUUCGAAGCGUAUUUCUAAAGGAAACUGCAGAAGAGAUUGCGGCUCGGAAGAAACUCUCAUUUGAGCCACUUACGAAGCGUACAUUCAUGGAUGAUAAUGGAAUUCCCUUUGGUUCGUGGUUUAGUAUGCCAGGAUACACAGAUGCUGCUAUCAUGCCAUUUGCUUUCGAGAUCCCAACACGUGGAUGGACACCAGAAGAAGAAGAAAAAGAAAAAGAAGAAGAAACAACAACAACAGGGAAAUCAGUAAAAGUACAAGGUAAACGUAGUACUAGUACUAAUAGUAAUAGUAGUAGUAGUAGUGAUGAGAGUAAUAGUGAGAGGGAUGAGAAAAAUGAUGAAAGUCUUCUUGAAGCUCGUGAGGCGGCCCGCUUUAAGGCGUACUUGUCGGCUGUUGACAAUUACACACUUCCCCCACCGCUGCAAUCACUGCGUGUGAGUACAUAUGAACGUAAUUUAGAUGUCUGGCGACAACUCUGGCGGACGGUGGAGUUGAGUGAUGUUGUUGUGAUUGUCGCCGAUGCGCGGUAUCCAAUUGUGCAUCUUCCACUAUCACUCCUCCAUUACAUUGUGCGGGAGAGUUGUAAGCCGUGUGUGAUCUUGUUAAAUAAAGCCGAUCUCGUACCAAAACAGAUUCUAGAUAAGUGGAUGUUGUUUCUUCCACUUUACUUUGAGGCUACGGGUAUAGUGGCUUCUAGUGAAGAAGAGGCGGCUACGACUAAAGGUGUGGGGCGGAGUAUUCCACUACUGCCAUUUACUUCUCUUCCUGCGGAGAAUACCGCCAUUGGUGCGGAGGAUACAUGUGAUGCCGCCAAGCGACGGAAGAAGAAGAAAAGACGAACGAAAUUGUAUGAACAACUUCGAACAGGAAAGUUACAGCUGACAGUAGAUGAAGAGGAGGAGGAGGAAGAGGAGAAGGAUUCCUCUGAUGAUGAUAAUAAUAACAAUAACAGAAAUAAUAAUAAUAAUAAUAAUAAUAAUAAUAAUAAUAAUAAUAAAGAUAAUAACGAUACAUAUGCAGUGACGGAUAACUUCAAGGGUAUGCGAAAGGCGGAGCGGGAGUUGCAGCAAGAUAGACGUGAGUAUAAGGAAUUGAAAAUUGUUUCUGAUAUGAUCUCCACAUUGUUGCAGCAAUGCCGUGACUUGUCUGCGGCCCAUAAAAAGAACAAUGACAAUAAUAAUAAUAAUAAUAAUAAUAAUAAUAAUAAUAACAAUAAUAAUAAUAAUAACAAUAUCAGUGAAGAGUGCCCUCUCCAUAUUGGUCUGGUAGGUCAUCCUAAUGUAGGCAAGUCAAGUCUACUCAAUUGUAUUCGCGGCACUAAAGUCGUCUCUGUUUCCGCAACACCAGGGCACACCAAACACCUGCAGACGAUUCCCCUUCCAUCUGAACAUGUUGUGUUGAUUGACUCACCGGGUCUUGCCUUUCCUGUUCUUGGACUCCCGCGACCUCUGCAGGCCGUUAUCGGCACGCAUCAAAUCGCACAAACGCGGGAUCCACAGAGUGGGGUGGCGUAUUUGGCCACACAUUUAAAACUUGAACGACUUUACGGUCUUCGAAAGGUAGAUGGUGAUGAUAGUAGUAGUACUGGGGAUAACACCUGGUCGCCGUAUGAACUCUGUGAGAGCUAUGCAAAGAAGAAGGGAUAUUUCGUUAAACAUGGGAAAGGUGCACUGGAUGUACACCGUGGAUCUAUUGAGAUCUUGCAAGAGGCGUAUGAAGGACGAUUGGUGCUUUUAUUUGCACCGCCCGAUCCGGCUUGGUUGAAUAGUACACAAUUCCGUAAUGAGGUGCGGCCGUAUUUACUGCUGAAGGUGCCACUUGCAGAGGGGGACAGUUAG
Trypanosoma theileri is the source of this 2097-nucleotide messenger RNA. RefSeq names its product GTP-binding protein. The transcript has a single exon. Gene Ontology annotation, molecular function: GTP binding; GTPase activity. NCBI's taxonomy places the organism in Eukaryota, Euglenozoa, Kinetoplastea, Trypanosomatida, Trypanosomatidae. The record is from RefSeq and is a predicted model, not a curated record. The coding region runs from base 1 to 2097 and encodes 698 amino acids.